Messenger RNA from Histoplasma mississippiense, 501 nucleotides. RefSeq lists its product with no specific name. The record is from RefSeq and is a predicted model, not a curated record. The coding region runs from base 1 to 501 and encodes 166 amino acids. Lineage: Eukaryota; Fungi; Ascomycota; Eurotiomycetes; Onygenales; Ajellomycetaceae. The transcript has 2 exons.
AUGGGAGCGGGAGGACCGGUGCACACUGAGGACGUGGCGGCGAGAAAUUAUUUUGCAACGGGGAUAACCCGCGACGUGUCGCAUAUUAUCCGUGAUAUCCUCAUCAGCCAACAGCAACAGCAGCAACAACAACCACCAUCUCCACCAUCAACAUCACCCGCAACCUCAGCAAGCACGACCACAACCACUCCACAAAUCCCCGCCCACCAAAUAGCCAUCCACAUCAACACCACAAAGCCCAGCACCAAAGGAACAAAACGCCUCAUCCCUCGCCUCGACAUCUCCGCCGACCAGUGCCCAGAUCUGACCAGCCUGCUACAAAAGGUCCGCGAGCACCACGUCCGGUUCCAGCAACAGCAUAAUGGCCAGCAUCAGUCCCAGAGCGCACAGCAGGCUGCUGCCGCCCUUGCUGAGGAGCCGACGGUGCCCGUCAAAGUGUGGUUGGAGGAAGGGCUGGUGGAUGUGCAGACGGAGGCGGAGUGGGGCGGUUGCGCUAGCUAA